Molecule: messenger RNA, 519 nt
Organism: Metarhizium album ARSEF 1941
Lineage: Eukaryota; Fungi; Ascomycota; Sordariomycetes; Hypocreales; Clavicipitaceae
Exons: 3
Coding region: 1-519 (172 amino acids)
Source: RefSeq, a predicted model, not a curated record
AUGGCGACCGGCGUGCUCGGCGUAGCGGCUCCCAUCCUCGGGUACGACGUCGAGGCCAUCUCAUGGGAUCUCGAAGUCGCCCCAGGCUGGAACGAGGUCUUGUACGGCACAGUCCAGGAGGUGUACGCCCAAGCCCGCAAAAUGAACCCCGACUUCAAGCUUGACAAGGUUGUCGAGCCGAGGGACUUGCAUGAGAAGCGUUCCAACGUCAUCUGCGGCAACUUUGGGCUCGCCGACAAAGGCCGCAUCCAGGAGGGAAUCAACUACCUCCGUGGCGUGCCGGCUGCUCCUCGCAAUGGGCCCGGUCCGGGAAACUGUGGUCGAGUGAGCUGCUCCCACAACGCUGCCAUCUGGUGGUGCAACGAUAACUUGACGCCCAAGACGUUGGAUAGCUGGGACCAGAUUGCCAACAGUGCUCAGCACAUCGUCAACACGUGUGCGUCGGGCGCCGGCCAGGUUUCGGGGCAGAACUUUGAGUCUGGGAACUGGAACACGAUUGUUCGUAGGGACUCCUGCUGA